GAUCAAAUAGACAGUCACAGUCGUUCUCGCUCGGUAUAGAUAUCUCCAACAGACAGCUCUCUCCGUCAAGACGCCCCUCAGCCGCCACGUUUUUCACUGCAACGGUCACCCCGGUAAGCGCCGCGUCCACGCCAGGGCGCGCGCAGUGGAAUGUCAAUGGCGGGUUACAAGACAUCGCAAUACCACCAUGAUUCAGACCCGGAAGACGACUAUCUCCAUCCGUCAUAUCACUCGCCCACUCUGCCGCGAUCUCAACUUCAGGACGACGAUCUUGACGACGACGACAUGACGACCAGUGCUGAGCACACGCCCACGACCUUCAGCCACUCGCUUUCGCACUCCCUCAACCCAAGUCCGACCGGUCUUAUCACUCAAUGGACUGCUGAACAAGUCGCCGACUGGGUCGCUGCUCUGGGCUUGACGCAGUAUGCAGAUGCCUUUGUCGACGAGGCCAUCACCGGACUUGCUCUCGUCGAGAUGCAGCACCACGACUUCAAAGAGAUGGGCAUUAUGAGUGUCGGACACCGCUUGUCUCUGCUUAGAGGCGUAUACGACAUCAAGAUCAAGCAGAAUGUACCUUUGGACCCGGACCAUUACGUGCCUUUGUCUGCCGGAGACAACGCCUCGGAUAUGACGGCUACGCAAGACGACAUCGCACGUAUCAUCGAGUCUAUCCGUAUCCGCGACUCACGUAUUCUAUCAGCCGAGAUUGAGCUCCGAACUCUGCGUGAUCACUUUGACCGCAUUUCAGAAGAGAACAGGAAGUUGCGCGAGGAUACUCUGCCCGUGAUUCGCAUGGUCAAGGACCGCUCUCAACUACCACCCACUCCAGCAGACGGACUUGGCACCCCUCCAGCAGACAUCAAGCCUGAGAAAAGCAGCGGCUUGUCACGCAAGUUCUCGACCAAGAAGCUAUUCCUUGGAGGUGCACCCAAGAAUCCUUCGCCUACAAUUCACGAAUCGUCUACUUUGGAUCCUUCAGCUGCUGCAAUGGCUGCAACAUCUCACCUGAAUCCCUCACUCGGCCAGAACUCGCCCAAUCAACUGCUCCCACAACCAUCACCCACAUCUCCUGCAUACACCUCUUCCGCGCAAGCAAUGUCUGCUGGCAACCGCUCGUUCCCACGCGACGUACCACCCUCAGCUCGUCCCUCCUACAUCGAAGACCCACGCCAGUCUCACGUUUCGCACGCUCCUUCGACAACAGCACCAUCAAGCCGUAGACCAGCAGCAACAUCAGCACCGACGCAGGAAGAUCCGCCAAACAGUGCUCCACUCCCACGCUCAGCUCGAGAGAAAGACAAUCCACAAGUGGAAAUAUUCAAAUCCUUCCGUGUUAGCAUCGAAGAUCCCUGCCACAAAGUCCUACCCGUAGCUCUCCAACGCUAUAACAUCAACGACGAUUGGCGCCAAUAUUCCCUUUACAUUGUCUACGGCGAUCAAGAACGCUGUCUAGGUCUGGAAGAAAAACCACUCAUGCUGUUCAAACAACUCGAACGCGAAGGCGGGAAACCAAUGUUCAUGCUCCGCAAACACGCCGCGCCAGUAGGUGAAGGCUGGUCUGCCAACCGCACCGUCCCUGCCUCCGAAAUGCAAAACUUAGGUCCAAGCCGUGAGAGCGUCAGGAGAGAAAACGCCGAUGGUGGACGAGCGUUACCUGGAGGCGUGCUUUAGGCGAGUACACCUCUUUCUAGGUUGAUGCGGGAUUUUGUCGGUUUCCAUCAUGGUGGUGCGAAGGUCUCGGGCAGGAAAUUGUGGUAUUAUACUACGCAGCAGAUUUCUGAACAUGCUUUGAAACAUGGUGUGGAGCUUGAUCUAGACGAGUUGAUGGGGAGGAAGAAGAAGCAGAAGAAGGCGCUGUUGGAGAGAAGAGGAUUGCUUGAGAUGGACGUUAAAAUCCCAAGAUAAGGCCUUUUUCUUUUUCUUCAUCGAGUCGGUUGUGUUUCUUUUUCAUGUUGGAAGUAGAUGUGAGAAUGUUCUCGGUCUCUUGAUCCUUGUACUUCAGGCGUCUUCAAGAAUGGCCAUGCUGGACUCUGCGGCAUGUAGUGUGGCAGGAAUGUUCUGUCCAGGGGUGUCUAUGAUAUCGAUCUUGUUUGAUCUCUUACUUUUGAUCUCUGUUCCUCCUUCUAAUCUCGUAUAUAUGUUCGUAUCUGUGCGAGGCACCUACCAG
This is a messenger RNA of Aureobasidium pullulans EXF-150, 2170 nucleotides long. RefSeq lists its product as uncharacterized. NCBI's taxonomy places the organism in Eukaryota, Fungi, Ascomycota, Dothideomycetes, Dothideales, Saccotheciaceae. The coding region runs from base 151 to 1674 and encodes 507 amino acids. Gene Ontology annotation, biological process: signal transduction. The record is from RefSeq and is a predicted model, not a curated record. Gene Ontology annotation, molecular function: protein binding. The transcript is spliced from 2 exons.